This is a messenger RNA of Otolemur garnettii (small-eared galago), 1724 nucleotides long. RefSeq names its product glutaminyl-tRNA synthase (glutamine-hydrolyzing)-like 1 (gene QRSL1). The coding region runs from base 106 to 1698 and encodes 530 amino acids. Gene Ontology annotation, molecular function: glutaminyl-tRNA synthase (glutamine-hydrolyzing) activity. Gene Ontology annotation, cellular component: glutamyl-tRNA(Gln) amidotransferase complex; mitochondrion. Gene Ontology annotation, biological process: mitochondrial translation; glutaminyl-tRNAGln biosynthesis via transamidation. NCBI's taxonomy places the organism in Eukaryota, Metazoa, Chordata, Mammalia, Primates, Galagidae. The record is from RefSeq and is a predicted model, not a curated record. The transcript has 11 exons.
AGGGGUCGGUGACGAUCAAACAUGGCUGCGCCCAUGUCAUUCAGCGGGGGCUGUUGACCUUUUGUUACCUCCUUGUCUCCCGGCCCUGGUGGUGACAGCCUGAGCAUGAAGACCAUGCUGGGCCGGACCCUCCGAGAAGUUUCUGCGGCACUGAAACAAGGCCAAAUUACACCAACGGAGCUCUGUCAAAAAUGUCUCUCUCUCAUCAAGAAGACUAAGUACCUAAAUGCCUACAUUACUGUAACAGAAGAGGUAGCCUUAAAACAAGCUGAAGAAUCAGAAAAAAGAUACAAGAAUGGUCAGUCACUUGGGGUUUUAGAUGGAAUUCCUAUUGCAAUCAAAGACAACUUUAGCACAUCUGGCAUUGAGACAACAUGUGCAUCAAAUAUGCUGAAAGGUUAUGUACCACCUUAUAAUGCUACAGUUGUCCAGAAGUUGUUGGAUCAGGGAGCUCUGCUCAUGGGGAAAACAAAUUUAGAUGAGUUUGCUAUGGGUUCUGGAAGCACAGACAGUGUAUUUGGACCAGUUAAAAACCCCUGGAGUUAUUCAAAACAAUAUAGAGAAAGGAGGAGGCAGAAGCCACAUGGCGAGAAUGAAGAUUCAAAUUGGGUGAUCACUGGAGGAAGCUCCGGUGGGAGCGCCGCUGCCGUGUCAGCGUUCACGUGCUUUGCGGCUUUAGGAUCAGAUACAGGAGGAUCAACCAGAAAUCCUGCUGCCCUCUGUGGGCUUGUGGGUGUCAAGCCAAGCUAUGGCUUAGUUUCUCGUCAUGGUCUCAUUCCCCUGGUGAAUUCGAUGGAUGCGCCAGGAAUCCUAACCCGAUACGUGGAUGAUGCUGCAGUUGUGUUGGGUAUGCUGGCUGGGCAUGACCCCAAAGAUUCUACCACAGUACAGGAUCCUGUUAAGCCAUUCACACUCCCCAGUUUAACAGAUGUCAGCAAACUAUGUAUAGGAAUUCCAAAGGAGUAUCUUGUACCAGAAUUAUCAAGUGAAGUACGAUCUCUUUGGUCCAAAGCUGCUGACCUCUUUGAGUCUGAGGGAGCCAAAGUAGUUGAGGUAUCCCUUCCCCACAUCAGUUACUCAAUUGUCUGCUACCAUGUGUUGUGCACAUCAGAAGUGGCAUCGAAUAUGGCAAGAUUUGAUGGUCUACAAUAUGGGCACAGAUGUGAUAUUGAUGUGUCCACCGAAGCCAUGUAUGCUGCGACCAGACGAGAAGGGUUCAAUGAGGUGGUGAGAGGAAGAAUCCUCUCAGGAAACUUUUUCUUAUUAAAAGAAAACUAUGAGAACUAUUUCAUCAAAGCCCAGAAAGUGCGACGCCUCAUUGCUAACGAUUUUGUGAAUGUUUUCAAUUCUGGAGUAGAUGUCCUGCUCACGCCUACCACCUUGAGUGCGGCAGUGCCAUACCUGGAGUUCAUCAAAGAAGACAACAGAACACGAAGUGCCCAGGACGAUAUUUUUACACAGGCUGUAAAUAUGGCAGGGCUACCAGCAGUAAAUAUCCCCGUGGCACUCUCCAACCAAGGGUUGCCAAUAGGACUGCAGUUUAUUGGGCGUGCCUUUUGUGACCAGCAGCUUCUUACAAUUGCCAAAUGGUUUGAAAAACAAGUAGAGUUUCCUGUUACUCAACUUCAAGAACUCAUGGAUGAUUGUUCAUCAGUCCUUGAAAAUGGAAAGUUAGCUUCUAUGUCUCUAAAACAAUAGAGAUAAUUGUGUCAUGCAAAUUAAAA